This is a messenger RNA of Camelina sativa (false flax), 556 nucleotides long. The record is from RefSeq and is a predicted model, not a curated record. NCBI's taxonomy places the organism in Eukaryota, Viridiplantae, Streptophyta, Magnoliopsida, Brassicales, Brassicaceae.
AUGAUCUUGUCUUUUGAGCUCCCAUUCGCGCUGGUUCCUCUCCUCAAAUUUACUAGCUGCAAAACCAAGAUGGGUUCACACGUCAACCCAAAGGCGAUAACAGCUUUGACUUGGGUCAUUGGUGGUUUAAUCAUGGGGAUCAACAUAUACUAUCUAGUAAGCAGUUUCAUCAAGCUACUUAUCCAUAGUCAUAUGAAGCUUGGCCUCGUUAUAUUCUGUGGAAUUCUUGGGUUCGCAGGCAUUGCUAUUUAUUUAGCCUCCAUAGGUUACCUAGUCUUCCGGAAAAACAAAGAAGCCACUCCUCUUCUUUCCUCAAGAAACUCACAAAAUGUGGAGACACUUCCAAGACAAGACAUUGUCAACAUGCAGUUACCUAAUAGAGUGUCUACGUCUGAUGUUGAUUGAUUCCAAUAACAUUAGACCCAAACCAACGAGUUCACUAAUCAGACCCUAAUAAGAAUCGGUUUGUGUCUCUUUUUCUUUAAUCAGAUUUUCCUAGGAACAACUUUGUCUUCUAAUAACACAUCGGAUAAUAAAACCAUUGCUUCCAUCAUCA